AUGGUGGCCAAAGAUCGCAGGGCGCAGAAGAGCGAGUUCUUCAGCUUGGUGCCCCACUCAGGGAGUGUGGCUGCAGAGGUUCUCAGGCGCUAUUUGCGCAGGAAGAAGGGAAGAACAGGGGAUGACUGCCAGGUGAACAGCCUCGAGCUUGGUCUUCGUUCCGAGCAGCUCGAGUGGAAGCUAUCGGACACAAACACAGACGGCCUCUUGGACUACAUCGAGUUUGCACAGCGCAUCGCCGAGGUGACCGGCAUCAGCACAACAGCGUUCCCAGUGCCCAGACCCGAUGAGGAUGUGCUGGAACCUCCCAGCGCAACCGUCUCCGCCUUCGACGCGGCAGCGGGCAUGUCUGAAGCUUGGCAUGACAUUUGCCUGGCUCGUCUCCUCUGCGGCUUCCAGGAGCUUGGCUGGAGUAUCGAUAAA
Messenger RNA from Symbiodinium pilosum, 423 nucleotides. NCBI's taxonomy places the organism in Eukaryota, Dinophyceae, Suessiales, Symbiodiniaceae. The record is from the annotation of a GenBank genome assembly.